CCUCCUUUAUUAGUUACCGUUGCCGCCAAGAAGCCUCGAACGAAACUAGGAGACGACUGAUCUCUGCUUGGUGCUGCAGUUUUAGGGUUUCGAUUCUUCUGGUUUGUUCCUUUUUCGUUUCUCUGCAGAUUUUUCGUUUAUCAUGCACCGCCAAAAUGGUUUCGUUGUCUCUACUCUGUAUAGAUCGUUCUUUUUGGGAAUCUAGGGCUCAAUUCUGAUGGUAUUGAUGGUACCCGCAUAAUUACCAAGUACAAUCCAAGUUGGUGAGAUUCCCGGGUGGAUGCUAGAAGUUCUUCUAACGGAUGAUUGUUAGGGUUUGGGUGUGAGAAUUUGUGAAGGUCGGCGAUUUCUGUGGCCCAAGGUAUGCUUCCGUCUGGUUUUGCUCCCGCUUCCUAUGGUAUGGGUAACGAGAGGUGAAUUGUUCUUGCGUUAUCAUUCUAUCCUCUGCAAUAAAUUGUCGCAGUCCGAUGUUACGAUAGCUCAUAGUGGGUGGGAUGGCAUGAUAGUUGGGUUAUUUACAUGUUAGUUUCCACUAGGCAAAACUUCUUGGCGACCAACUCCCUAGAUGGCUCAUCUUGGAACUCUUCCAAAUAGUGUCUUGGAAACCUAGUGAGGUGAUCCUUACCAAUUCCUGGUUGGCUCGUCGAUUACUUUAUCUGUGGUUCUUAACGUGCAUGAUUACAUGAUCCCAGAAAGGAACUUUAGUUGGUCCGAGUUGUUGGAUCUUUAAUAAGUUGCAUGCCAAUGGUGUCCUAGAAAGUGAACAAUGACUAGUGGUGGUUGCCCUUCUGCCCGUUAUCCUUGUUUGAGCUUAUAACAUAUGUUUGGUCCUAGGAGGGAACUGCGACUAGUCUUGGUUGCCCUUCUGCCUCUUCUAUCAUUGUGGCGGUGAGUAUAAGUCUAAGGUAUGUGCCAAUGGAGUCCGAGAAGGAGACCUUGUCUAGUAUCGGUUGCCCUUCUGCUUCUUCUAUCAUGGUGGAUGGGGUCCUAGAAGGGAACCACCACUAGGCUUGGUUUCCAUGCUGCCUCUUUGACAGUCAUACCGGUUAUGUAAGUCUCUAAGAUGAGGUAUUGGCCAACCAGUUCCUAGAAAGGAACCAUUAUUACCCUUGGUUUUCUUUCUGACGUGCCUAUCAGUUGCUCUUGUGCUCCACUUCUUAUAUUGGUUGGGACACUUUUAAGUACAUUACUGAAUUUCCAUUGAGGGUCCUAGAAGGAAACUAAGGCUGUCUGAGUUGCCCUUCUGCCCCGAUGCUAUAUAAUGCAUCAAUGGGAAGGGUCCUAGAGGGGAACUAAGGCAGUUUGAGUUGUCCUUUUGCCCCAAUGAUAUAUGGUGCAAAUCAAUGGGGUCCUAGAAGGGAAAACUUUUAUAUUGGUUGGGACAAGUACAUUACUGAAUUUCCAUUGAGGGUCCUAGAAGGAAACUAAGGCAGUCUGAGUUGCCCUUCUGCCCCGAUGCUAUAUAGUGCAUCAAUGAGGUCCUAGAAGGGAACUAAGGCAGUUUGAGUUGUCCUUUUGCCCCAAUGAUAUAUGGUGCAAAUCAAUUGGGUCCUAGAAGAGAACCACGAAUAGUCUUGAUUGCCUUUCUGCCUCUUCUAUGACUGCGGUGUUGGAUCUGCCUCUUAAGUGAGUUAUGUGUCAAUGGGGUCCUAGAAAGGAAUCAUGACUAGUCUUGGUUGCCCUUCUGCCUCUUAUAUGAAUGCGGUGUUGGAUCUGCCUCUAAAGUGAGAUGUGUGCCAAUGGGGUCCUAGAAAGGAAUCAUGACCAAGUCUUGGUUGCCUUUCUGCCUUGCCUAAGAAUUUCUACUGCCCCACUUCUUUCGUUAAGAUAUUUGAACUGCAUGCCAAAUUUUAAAUGGGAUCUUAGAAGGGAACCUUGAUAGUCUGAGUUGCCGUUUGCCCCAAUGAUAUAAGUUCUACAUCAGUUGGAAAGCAAUUCAACGCAAGUUAGUCGGAUCAUGAAUGGAAAUGUACUUGGUCUUGUUAGUGUCUCCUGCUUAUUAGUCGGUGUCUGGUUUGGAUAACAUAUGAAGUUGGGGGUUUAAGGAGAGGGAGACAUUUCUGGACUGCCCUUCCUAGACAUUACAGUUUCACUGAUUUUGUAGUUCGUUAAGACUUUGAGGCUGAAUUGAUGGCCUUGUAUUGGGUACUCUGUGAGAAUGAGAUUGUUUAGACAAUUCAUAUUCAUCCCUGAGCUUUUCCAAAUGUGAUCACCUUGUGUUUACAUGGUUUCCUCGCAAAGCAUGAUUUCCCAAAUCGUAUCCCCAUGUUUAGUCCUGAAGCUAUUGAUGGUAUUGGAUUGAACGAUUUCAUGUUGUCCAUUCAGUUUAUAUAAUUGAAGGUAACUAUUUAAGACAUGUGAUGCUUGUAGUUAUUCUCUCUUUCUUUACCCGUGACUCUUUUUGAGUGCUUGCUGACGGAGUCCUAUCGGCUAUCAGGAAACUGUGGCUAGCCCAAUAUUGGCCUUCUGCCCUGACAUUUGUGCUAUCCAUUCAUAUAAAUCAUGUGAUAGAAGGGAACAAUAGAAGACAUGUGUUGCUCCUUUACUUUCGUGAUCAUUGUGGAUGAGGUCCUAGGAAGGAGUUGUGGGUUGGGACAAAUGCUCUUCUGCCCAUGUGUUAAUUAUGUUCACUUCUGCCCCAUCUAUUAAUUCUGCUCAACUGUUGCCUUGCCCAUUUCUGUACAACUCUCAUGUCCUUUGACAUCGCAGUUUCGUUUACUUUAUAAUCCAAACAUCGGUUACUUUCAUAGACCAUGGUAUCGUGUUACUUUCGUAGUUUAUGUUGAUAAUGAUGGCUGAGUUUUGAUAAUCAUCAUGUACACGUAAAGGGGGUUGGGACUAUUGUAUUUGAUAAAGUUAUCUUGGUUUAUCAAUAAUGAAAACGAUCUGGCGGCCUGUUAGGAUGUCUUGCUCGGCACACCCUAUCAACUAUUCUGACAUUUUUAAGUGGUGUCCUAGAAGGAAACCUUACAUGCAAAUGUGCUGUCCCAUUUAUUUAAUUGGUCUUGGAUCUGUUUCAGUGGUGUCCUAGAGGCUAGAAGUGAAUUUUCACUGCUGCAUUUUGCAGUUUUUCUCCAGGUUUGAGCGGUGCCUGGCAAUGGGGUUCCCGAGGAUGGUGUUUAAGCUUGUUUUCAUUGCUCUAGGUUUGGUUGGACCUCUUCUUUUCAAGCAUCAUGGUUAGCUACGAUUCAAUCAGUGACCAAUUAAAUGGAAUUUUACUUUGGAAUUGCAUUAUCAUCGAUUCCUAUAUGGGAUGAAAUCAACCAUUCUAUAAUGCUUACCAGUGUUCAAUGAAACAGAUAGUUCUCUUUGGGGGUGGAUUUAAGACUCGUGUGAAGUUGGUGAUUCCUGAAGGUGAAGUAUCCUUCUUUGAUAUAUGAAAUGGACUUGUAUUUUGAAACUACAUUGCAAAUUGAAUCUGAUGUGGAGAUGAAUCAAUCAAUAGAAUGAUUUGUUGUGUCAAGUUAUAGAUGGUUCUCCCCGAUUUUAUUAAAUCUCAAUUGGUGAUUUAUCAAGGUGCAGCAUGCAUAUGUUUAAGACGACGACAUAGACCCCCUUGAUACUGUGUCUAUGUUAGUUGUGGUGGUGGUCUGGCGAGUACAAUGAUGGUUGCAGUAUAGACAGCAGAAUCUUUUUAUGUUGAUUCGAUGUGCAAUUCGCUUACAAUUUCCUGGAAGGAGUGUAUCAGCUUGGGAAGUUCAUUACUUUGCACGACAGAUCAUCAUUUGCAUGGUUCCGUUGUUCUCUAUUUGGGUCUUAGAAUGCAGAUGUGUCGAUUAUUGAUUUAAGGUUUGCUCUACUUGGGUUUUUGGAUGGGGUGGCAUGAUGGUUGGCUUUGGCUGGUUUUCAUGAUUCCAUCAAAGAAUGUAGAGGCCUUUUUAAGACUUCCUGACCAAGGUACCUCAUCAACUAUACUAAUUUUAUGACAGUCAGUAGUACAAUAUUGAUGGAUACUAAUUUACUGACAUAGUCGAUAGUAUAGUACCCAUGGAAAAUGAUUCAUAGUAUAGUUGCUUUCAUUGGGUAGAUGUAUAUGGACAUUUUUCCAAGUUGCGCUUCUUUUGUUGCCCAGCUUCUGCCCCAUCUGUAAUUAGGAAUCUGGAAGUUUCAUUGAAAUGGAGUCCUGCAAGGAAAUUAUUGGUAGUCAUGUUUCAUCGUGUAAAAUCCACCUAUUUAAGUUAAUACCAUAUAAUUAACCUGUAGCGUGAAUCUAUAUGUUCCCUUCUCCAAGUUUGAUCUUGAGUUAGUAUUGAAAACUUGAAUUACGGGUGAAGGCAGAUGCCCUUUCAAGGUUAUGUCAAUAUCAUAGUGUCGUGUUUCUAGUAGGAGUUAGAUCUGAUGCUUUCAGAAGUCUGAUCAUGAUUGGGUGUACAAGCUACCAGCUGCUUUGAUCUUGAAAAUGGAAGGAACUAUUUAGAUUUCUGGAUGCGAAUAAGAGCCUGAUAUCGACUUGUGAAUUCUUAUACUAUGGCUUAAGUAGCAGGUUCUCAUUAUGGGUUAAACUUUCUUGAAUCCUUACUUCCUCUGGAUGUGUUAGUUUGUUGUUGUUGAGAAGGAUAGUGAAAUUUAAUCAAUGCUCUAAUUUGACACAUCUGAUUAUAGAUGGACAUGAGUUGUUUUGACAGCAAGAAUUGGAGCUAGAGCCACAUAGGAAUAAAAAAAUUGGGUUAUAUCUGGUUGCUGUUGUGAUUUCCUCUAUUUAGUCCCAUGAAUAUUUGUUUUAUAGAUAAUAGCUAUUAGAAACCCAAAAGUACAAACCCUAAAGAGGACACAAAUGGAUGUAAGGUUGGAUAAGAUUAGGCUCCUUACUGGGAUGGAAGCUGCACCUUUCUCAGAUCAAUUAUUUGUCACCAUCAAAGAGGAGAGGUGAGCGUGCAACAUCUGGGUUAGCAGUGUUCAGUAAAAGAGAGAGUUCUCUGCCUAGAUGGAUUUCAGAUUCCAGUAACCCUUCCAGUGAAUAUGCUAUAUAAGGUAUUUUGUCCCCAUCUAUAAUUUCAUUUGGCGAGAAUAUGAUUCUGUGAUUUCUCUGGCUGAAGUAUCUGUAAAGUGGGCGCAUGCAAUUGUUUAAGGCAACGGUGUAGAGACCCUUAAUACAGUUGGGGGUAGUGAUCUGGUUAUUACAAUGAUGAACGCAUUCUAGACGGUAGAAACUUCAAUGUUGGCUGAAUGUUCAAUUUGAUUAAAGUUUCCUUGAAAGGAGUGUAUUAUGAGCGCCAAAUCAUCAUCUACCCGGUUCUACUGUUAGAAUUUCCCGCCAAGGUACCCUAUCAACUCUGACAUAGUCGGUACUACUGAUGGGGAAAUGAUUCUGCAUACAGUUACUUUCGAUAGGUUACUUCUAAGAACCUGAAUGUAGAGAUAGUUUGAUUCCCAGCUUCUGCUACGUGUAUAAUUUUGUCAUUAGCCCUAGGUUAUCUGGAAGGUUCAUUGAAAUGGGGUCCUGGAAUGAAAUUAUUGUAGUGUUGUUUCAUCUUGCAUUGUCCACCUGUUUAAGUUGAUAUCAUACAAUUAACACUAUUCUAGUGAGAAUCUAUAUGUUUUAUCCUUCUCCAAGUCUGAUCUUGACUGGGUUGCCAACUCGAAUUAUGAUUGAAGACAACUCUCGAGGUUAGGUCAAUGCUAUGGCGUUGUUACAUACUUUCACGUGUUCCCAGUAGGACUGAUGUUUUGAGAAGUCUGAUCUUGAUUGCGUGUGCAUACCUAACCUGUGCUAUGUACAAUUUGCCUGCUACUUAGAUCUUGACAUUAAAGGAGGCCAUUUUAGGCUGCGGGAUGUGAACUAGAGCCAGAUAUUGACUUCUGAGUUCUUAUACUAUAGUUUUGACAAAAAUGUCUGCAUUUUGGACUGGUGAGGUUUUCUCUUGGGCUUGUCUACAGAUGCAAGUGGUUGCAUGAGGAGCUGUAAUCUUUUACCUGUUCUUUCUCGCCAUUAAAGAGGAGUGGUGGGGUGCAGCAACUGCGUUAGCAGUGUUCAGUAUAAGAGAGUUAUUUGCAUUAUGGAUUUCAGAUUCCAGUAACCCUUUCAAUGAACAUGCUAUAUAUGGUAUUUUGUCCUCCUCUUUUAAUUUCAUUUGGCGAGAAUCUGAUUCUCUGAUUUCAAUGGCUGAAGUAUCUGUAAAGUGAGCGUGUGCAAUUCGAUUCUUGUUUCUUCUUUUCUCUUCGAUAGAUAUUUAAUGGGUCUUUCCCAACGUGGCUCUGGUCGCCCUUCUUUGCUUUCUAACUCGGGUUGGCGAUGUUUGAUCUUUUGCUAUGUGAAAAAUAUGGUAACGAAGACUUAUGAAUUAUGUUCCGAAGUUCAUGAGUGGCUCUUCAAUGGGACAAUCAAAAUCAAUCUUUUGUGCGGUUAUUGUUUUUGCUCUCAGAUGGUGUAUGAUUAAGAUCGCAUCUACUUCUUUAUGAUGUUUCCUAAAAUCAUGGUGGUUUAUUGCUGGGGCGGGUUCCAGGAAGUGUUGAAAGCAGUAUGUUUGGUUGCAUGAGAGGAGUCCUGACAAUUUUUGUUCAUGGAGAAAAUUGAGAAUGUCGACUUCAAGAUAAUUCGGCUUGCAGAUUUCACACUAAUGUAGAUUCUCAGAUAAUGUCAAAUUUGAGGAGUCUUGUCAGUUUCGGCGAGUUCUUUAUUGACUGGUCUAUGGACUGGUCCUGGGAACUCUGUUGCGCAGCGGACUGUUGCCCGAGCUAUCGUUGUGCAAGUUGCGCCCCAUUGAAGAGAAUUUGUAAAGCUGAACAUUGGAGUAUGGACCUUAAGGGCGUCCUUGGGUUCCUUUUCUCUCCAUGUGGAGCUGCUAAUAAGGUAGUGACGAAAAAUAGCAAGCCUUUGUGAAAGACAAACGAGCUUGAAGAGCAUAUUAGGAGGUUUGCUUAACUGUGAUGUGUGCUAUAUGUUUGGAUGGUUCUCGGGGUUCAAUGUCGUGUUCCUGGAUUUUCGAGGUAAGUCUUGAUCUUUGUUUUCGAGGUGGUUUCUCUUAUGGGGCUGUCAUGAUGAUUGGCUUCAACUGAUCUUCCUGGGUUCAUCAAUUACAAAAGGGUUUCUGGUGCUGGUAAAGACUCCUAACCUGUCAACUAUUAUAAUUUCUAUCAAUUGGUGGUAUUUCAUUGAGAAGUCGCUGAAAUAAUUGUAUGUAGUGAUGAUUCUGAGUUGCAACUCCCAAGGGCUGAAUGUGGUGGUCGUUUUCCGAUAAAUAUCUCCAUGUACUGUACGUUUUUUCCGUCCCCAAGUUUGAACACGAUGAGAUAUGUCCCUCUCUUGAUCUUACUACGAACGAAUGUGUGGUGUGUGCUCAAUCUUGGUAAAAUAUUCGCGUACCAAUUUGCAUGAAGGCGCUUUAAUGGCUUCGAAAUUCUUGUAUCUAAUGUGAUUUGAUCGUGGAGUGUGGAAUCAGGUUUUGGUGCUUCCUUCGUGUACAUGCUAUUUUAAACACGUACAAUCGGUUGAUGUAAUUGUAUCCAUAUGUUGACAGUAGCAGGUUCUGCAUUUGUUGGUCUGCUGGUCGUCGAAUCCAAUCAUAUACUUAAUCUUUGUUGUCAAGUUGUAGAUGGAUAGACAUGGUUUUGUUAGAAAGAGUUGAAGUAGACAAAAAACAGAGGGAGUGGUCUAGUUACAUCUGAUGUUGGCUUUGCUCCUGCAUGUUAUGACUGUUUUCCUCUGCACUAUUAUAAUAUCCUUGGACCUCUAGGUUGUGUUCUCAAAAUCAAGGUUCUUGAGAAAGUAGAUGAACUUGUGUGAGGUCUAUGACAGACAGAUUCUGAUAAAUUGUGUGUAAACUGCUGUAGUCCCUUGUUAGUGUGAAAGUGGUGGUUACAUAAUGGUGAGCUUGAAGGUCCUAAUGAUGCAAAAGAAUCUGCAUUUUAUUCAACCAUGUGGCAUGCUAAAGAGUCUGAAUUUUGUUCUUGUUAGUUUUUGUUUCCGAAUAUCAUCUUGGGCAUGUUUACAGAUGGCUGCAAGGUUAGUAAAGAUUAGCCACCUUACUGCAAAGGAGGCUUCAUCUUGCUCUGAUCACUUUGUUGUCGCUAUGAAACUUUAGGAGGGGGCAAUUGGGUUAGUAACUACGCUUUGAUUAGGCACCUUACUGCCUACCAAAAUCUAAGGGUGGUGCACUUGAGACUUCCUUUGUCUUGUCUAGUUUUGCACGUUGCAAUGUCAAAAAAGAGCAACGUGAUAUCUCUGGGAAUAACUGGUGGAACCAGUUAGGUGAAUAUUUUACCAGGUUUGUAAUCCUGAUAAAUUAUUGCCAGCUUUAGGAUCUUUGGUUGAGUUUGAUCCCAAAUUUCUGGUACUGGUGGGUCGAUCCUUUUAUCUUUGGUUGAGUUCAUUUGUGCCAAUAGUUUAAAGUGGCUGACGUUCAAGUCAGGUGACCAUCAUUUUUACAUGGUCUGGCAUUCAUACCGAGUAGCUAUGUGUUUAGCUGUCUAAUUAGUUGUGCUCAUAGACAUAGAGACAUCACCGCCGAAGCAAAUGAUUAACCCACCGACAAAGAGAAGGCCAACUGGACGUACAUGAUGGGAAGUUGUCUGAGUGAGGUUGACAGUUCAAGGAACUGCACUUUGGUGUCUGUCCUCUGGGUUGACUUUAGAGAUGACAAAUGGAUUGGAUUCAUGGAUUGGUGGAUUGGAUUCAUGGAUUCAUGGAUCAAAUGAAUUGGAUCCAAUGGA
Molecule: messenger RNA, 8649 nt
Organism: Linum trigynum
Lineage: Eukaryota; Viridiplantae; Streptophyta; Magnoliopsida; Malpighiales; Linaceae
Source: the annotation of a GenBank genome assembly